AUGGCAGCUGAGAAUUCUUCUGUGACAGAAUUUACCCUCGCAGGCUUAACAGACCAGCCUGGACUCCAGAUCCCUCUCUUUUUCCUGUUUCUAGGUUUCUACAUGGUCACUGUAGUGGGGAACCUGGGCUUGAUAACCCUGAUUGGGUGGAAUGCUCACUUGCACACCCCCAUGUACUUUUUCCUCUUCAAUCUCUCCUUAAUAGAUUUCUGUUACUCCACUACCAUCACUCCCAAAAUGCUGAAGAGUUUUGUCUCAAAGAAGAACACCAUCCUGCAUUCAGGGUGUAUGACUCAGCUCUUUUUCUUCUGCUUCUUUGCCAUCUCUGAGUCCUUCAUCCUGUCAGCAAUGGCGUAUGACCGCUACGUCGCCAUCUGUAGACCACUGUUGUACACAGUCACCAUGUGUCCUCAGAUCUGUUUACUCCUUUUGUUGGGUGCCUACGGGAUGGGGUUUUUAGGGGCCUUGGUCCAAACAGGCAGCAUAGGAAGUCUGACCUUCUGUGCCGAUCACCUUGUCAAUCACUUCAUGUGUGACAUCUUUCCUCUCCUUGAGCUCUCCUGCAACAACACUUACGUGCAUGAGUUGAUGGUCUUCGUAGUUGUGGCCAUUGACAUUGGAAUUCCUAUUGCCACCAUCUUCGUCUCUUAUGCUUUAAUCCUCUCUAGCAUUCUCCACAUUCACUCCUCUGAGGGCCGGUCCAAAGCUUUCAGUACGUGCAGCUCUCACAUAAUUGUGGUUUCUCUUUUUUUUGGUUCUGGGGCUUUUAUGUAUCUCAAACCACCUUCUCUUUUACCCCUUGACCAAGGGAAAGUGUCCUCCCUAUUCUAUACCAUUGUGGUGCCCAUGUUAAAUCCACUGAUCUAUAGUUUGAGGAACACAGAUGUCAAAGUUGCCCUGAUGAAAACCUUGGGAAGAAAAAUAUUUUCUUGA
This is a messenger RNA of Manis javanica (Malayan pangolin), 933 nucleotides long. RefSeq names its product olfactory receptor 8B12. Gene Ontology annotation, cellular component: membrane. Gene Ontology annotation, molecular function: olfactory receptor activity; G protein-coupled receptor activity. NCBI's taxonomy places the organism in Eukaryota, Metazoa, Chordata, Mammalia, Pholidota, Manidae. The record is from RefSeq and is a predicted model, not a curated record. Gene Ontology annotation, biological process: G protein-coupled receptor signaling pathway.